This is a messenger RNA of Centruroides sculpturatus (bark scorpion), 925 nucleotides long. RefSeq names its product zinc transporter 6-like. The transcript has 4 exons. The record is from RefSeq and is a predicted model, not a curated record. The coding region runs from base 267 to 578 and encodes 103 amino acids. NCBI's taxonomy places the organism in Eukaryota, Metazoa, Arthropoda, Arachnida, Scorpiones, Buthidae.
UAACACGUUUACUUACGAAAAGAUUCUGUUUAGUGUUUGAUGUGGAAUAUGCCACGUUAAAAUUAAGGAAUAGAAUUAUUUUUUAUUCGUAUUUAAAGACAUUUUAUCAAUAGAAAUUUUAAAUAUCAAAUAGAAAAGUUUUAUAAAUAUUUAUAAAAAUAAGAAUAUGUUGUCGAAAGUUAGUAUUAUGUGUUGAGAUGAUAUGAAUCAAUUUGCUUGUUCUGUGAGUAAACAUGCCAAAAUUUGUUAUGAUCUUUUGAAUUAUCAUGGAAGAUAAAAAGGAAAUGGGUGUCAUUCGUCCAUUUGGCAAGACAAAUUUGCCAUUUUUUUCUUCUGUGCUAUAUGAAAUGAAACCAAUUUUAAAACAAAUGAAAGGAAAAAGAAUAACAUGGCUUGGUAUUUUUAAUCUUAUCUGUGCAGGAGUUCUCUUAAUGUGGUGCAAGUCUACAAACAGUAUGGGUAAGAAAUUUUAUGAUUUGAUUAUAGUGGGUGUCACCAAACUAUGGCCCAUGUGCCAGAUCCGGCCUGCAAGGUCAGUUCAUCUGGCCUGCCGCCGCACUGUUCUACAAUUGAGCUAAAAUAUAAUUAUGGAAAUGUCAUAGAUUGUAGAUGAACUUACUAUGUAGAAAAAAUUAAAAUAAGUGUAAGUAAAAAUGCCAAAUUUGGUCCAAUCUGAUUUUUGCAUUUGACAGUAAUAUAAUUUUUAAGAAAAUCAGUGAAAUGAAAAAAUCUGUGACGUUUUCAACUUUGGAUAUCAGAGUGCUUUUGUGUAAGUACCUGCAAUGAAGUUUCUAGGAUUAGUGAUUACAAGCUUGCUGCAGCGAUCGUCUUUGUGUAUUGGUAAAUAAAUAUGUAGGUUGUGUGAAAUGUUGUGAGAAGGUUAUGUUAUAUGUAUUCAGUAUGCUAUAUUGAACAAAAAUGGUUA